Mycena citricolor is the source of this 1983-nucleotide messenger RNA. NCBI's taxonomy places the organism in Eukaryota, Fungi, Basidiomycota, Agaricomycetes, Agaricales, Mycenaceae. The record is from the annotation of a GenBank genome assembly.
AUGCACUUAUCGUUACCACUCAGACGGUUUCCGCUCAUAUAUCACUGCGGAACCCUCGUCCCUUCACCUUCAACCUACCUCAUCUUUCUUCCAAUCCUGGCCUCAUACGCCCACCUCGCGCAACAAGUCCUGUCGGCUUUGAACGGCAAUGUGGUCAACUCCACCGACGCGGACGCAGCGACGAAUGGGACCUCGGCGGCGGGCCUCAAUCUGGCCAGUUUCGCGAGUGUGAAAGACCUAUCGUCUUUGGUCGCCUUGCUUUUCUCCUUUGGCGCCCUCCGAGACUGGGUCAAGAUCCUGAUCUUCGGCAGUCUGCUGGAGACGUUACGUCGAGUGGCGUUUGCCACGUACUACAAAGCCAUCGCCUCCUUCUGGAUCACGGCGCGGUUCGAUGAGAACGAUAGCAGCUACGAUUGGAUGAUGGUAUGGCUGUCCAAGCAGCCGUCGUGGUCGAAAGCGCGCGAGGUUGAAAUCUCCACGAGAAGUUUUGGGCUGAACAGCAAUGCGGUCUUGAUCGAAGGAGAGGAAGACGAGAAGAACUUGUCGCAGCUCUCCACCCGCAGGCUCGCAUACCUGCCCUCCCCGUCAACAUCGUAUUCCAUGUGGUACCAUCACCGAUACAUGGCUAUCUCACGUGUGCAGUCUAAGACGGGAUACUAUGGGAAGACCGAGGACAGCCUCGAAAUCAGCAUCAUGGCCCGUUCGCACCGGGUUCUGAACGAGCUUCUCCUGGAAGCUAAAAAGCAGUACAUGGCGGCGGAGGAGCAGUUCAUCUCUGUCUAUAUCUCCGACUCGAGUAACAGCUGGCGCCAUGUGGCCUCGCGUCCCAAACGGAGCCUGAAUUCUAUCUUCCUGGACCCUGGUGUUGCUGAGCUUCUGGUUGAAGAUGCUCGCGAUUUCCUUGACAGCAAGUCCUGGUAUGCUGACAGAGGUAUUCCUUUUAGACGUGGGUAUCUGCUGUAUGGUGCCCCUGGUUCUGGCAAGACAUCAAUCAUCUCUAGCAUCGCUGGUGAACUGGGAUUGGAUGUCUACAUCGUGUCAUUGUCACGUGUGGGACUCGACGACUCGUCCCUGAGUGAACUGAUCUCCAACUUGCCUGAGAAGUGCAUCGCAUUGAUGGAGGAUAUCGAUGCAGCAUUCACGCAGAGCAUCACGAAUCGCGAUGCCGUCCAAAGUACGGAGAAUGAUUCUGAAGGAACCGAGGGCAAACCUCCUCCUCCCACGGCGGCGCCACCACCCACCACCAGUCGACUCAGUCUCAGUGGUCUGCUGAAUGCGAUAGAUGGGGUUUCAGCUCAGGAAGGACGUAUUCUCUAUGCGACGACAAACAAGUACCAGUCGCUUGACCCUGCUCUCUGCCGGCCGGGCAGGAUGGACAUUCACGUCGAGUUUCGGCUGGCCAGCAAGUACCAGGCGCGCAAGUUGUUCUACUCGUUCUACCUGCCUGAAGAACGCGACAAGUCCUCGAAGUCUUCCAAGUCUCCCAAGGCUGAUGAGAAAGCUGAGAAAGAAGGGGAAGCUGACGAUGACUCGGGCUACAACUCGACGUCCAACACCGAUGCAGAGGUCGAAUCGACUCCGUCUGAAGAUGGGUCCACUCCUGAUCCUGAAAAGCCUGUCUUCUUUGGCACAUCCCACCGUGAACACGCGCCCAAGCUGCAGAAGAAGCAGAUCACGCGGUUGGCCGAGCGAUUCGCCGAUGCGAUCCCUGAGAGAGAGUUGUCCAUGGCAGCCUUGCAGGGCUAUCUGAUGACACACAAAAUCCGCCCGCACCAGGCAGUGCAGGAUGCCGCGGCCUGGGUCAAUUCGGAGCGGGAGGCGAAGGCGAAGACCAAGACCAAGACUGACAACCAGGCUGCGAAAACUACUACUGAUGACAAAUCAUGAUUCCGGACUGCUCAGCACUCGCAAUGUGUACUACAAUGUAUACCUGUAUCAUAGCAUAUGAGACAUUUGCCUACCAACGAUGAUGACGCCCGAAAU